Zootoca vivipara (common lizard) is the source of this 1659-nucleotide messenger RNA. NCBI's taxonomy places the organism in Eukaryota, Metazoa, Chordata, Lepidosauria, Squamata, Lacertidae. The record is from RefSeq and is a predicted model, not a curated record.
CCAAAAUCUGCAGGCCCAGAACUAGUAAUCAAACCAGACAAAGCAAAUGGCAGCCACAAGGUUGAAUAUGCCAUGGAGCGACCAGGAUGUGGAGCGUCUCAAGAUGAAAAAGGGGGACCUGGCAAGGGGAGGCAAGAGCAAUGGGAAGCCCAGUGGCAGCAGUUCCUGAAGACCCUGGAGUCCCUUCACCCAGAAGGCAGAAGCCCCCCAGAGACGCCUGAUUCUGCCCCCUGGGAAGACGCCAAGGCCUUCCUGGCCUCCUUUGAGCAAGUGGCCAAAGCCUGCCACUGGCCCGGAGGAGAGUGGGCAGCCCGGCUACUGCCUGCGCUGAGCGGGGAAGCAGACGAGGCCUUCCGGAGCCUGGAAGCCAGAGACAGAGAGGAUUAUGGGAAGGUGAAGGCGGCCAUCUUGCGAGGGGCCGCCCUGAGGAUGGAGGCUGAGCGGCAACACUUCCGACAGUUCUGCUGCCAGCAGGUGGAGGACCCCCGGAGGAUCCACCUGCAGCUGCAGGAUCUCUGCCACCGAUGGCUGAAGCCGGAGAGACGCAGCAAGGAGCAGAUCCUGGAGCUGCUAGUCCUGGAGCAGUUCCUGGCCAGCCUCCCGCCAGAGCUGCAGAGCUGGAUCCGAGCAGGAGGACCAGAGUCAUGUUCGCAGGCGGUGGCCCUGGCAGAGGAGUUCCUGAUAGCCAGCCAGCAAGACUUGGCUGAGGCUGAAGAGUGGCAGGUGAGGGGACCGAUGGCUCUCAAGGAAACAGGUGUCCCCUUGCAGAUCGUCAAGCUGAGCGUGACACAGCCAGGCCCACAGACCCUGGUCUGGGAAGUUCUGGAGGAGGAGGAGGAGGGUGAUGGGAAAGGAAGUGAAGUCAAGGCGAAGAAUUCUCAGUGUGGAGGAAAUGAGCCAGAGGACACGCCCUGGACUCCCCCGGAGAUAAGCCUUGGGAAUGAGCUGGAGCCCAGCGAGAUUAAGGAGGAAGGAUGCCAAUUCAAAGAUGGGAAGAACCCCGUGGAGAGAGGGAAUGAAUGCAAUGAGCUCACAGAAGGUCCUGCAGUUGUCAUUAGCCAGACCUCCACAGUUGGCAAAAGGGGGGGAACGGCUUUGUUCUCCAGGUAUGGCAGGAGGUAUCGCUACCAAUCAGAACAUGCUAUGAUGCAAACAGUGGAGGACGAGAAUGAGGAUCCCAUGUCACAGGAAGAGGUCCGGCAACAGCAGAGAAUCAGAAGAGGAGAGAGAAAAGCUGAAUUCUCUUGGAACAGGAAAAGAAGUAACUUGCCUAGACAUCUAGGCCACCCAAUGCAAGCGAAGCCUAAUAAUUCUCCUGAGUGUAGUCAGAGCAAUACUUCUACAAAGUCAAUCAAGGGAAGCAGAGGCAGGCCCUACAAAUGUUCUCAUUGCGGAAAAUGCUUCAAGCAGAAUUCUCAUUUGAAGGAACAUCAACUGAUUCAUACUGGAGAGAAACCACAUGAAUGUUCUCAGUGUGGAAAACGCUUCAGGAAGACUUGGAAUUUGAAGUCACACCAGCUGCUUCAUACUGGAGAGAAACCACAUGAAUGUUCUGAGUGUGGAAAAAGGGAAAGCCCACACAGCGACAAAGCCGGAGCGAUCCCAGUUCCUACGGCCCGGCGCGGCGGUCUCUACAACGGCUUCGUUUUCUCGUUUUAA